GAAGCGAAGCAGAUUGCCGAUGAAAAGCAGGCGGAAAUGCGUAUGCGACGAAUCAUCAGACAGCUUCCACCCGAUGUUAUUACACAUUUGUUUGAAAUCUACAAAAGUACCUUUCCUAGAUGACUUCUCUAAAUGUGAUUUGUUAGUUUUGUACAUAUGUAUACGGUGUACCGAAUCGUAUUUGAUACGGUUCGUUUUGAUGGAUGGACUUGGCAGUCUCGAAACAAAUAAAUUUAUUAUUAUGAAAACAAUUGUGACCGAUUAUUUCAACGGUUUAGUGCUGGAACCUGCAUGA
Messenger RNA from Haemonchus placei, 295 nucleotides. Lineage: Eukaryota; Metazoa; Nematoda; Chromadorea; Rhabditida; Trichostrongylidae. The record is from the annotation of a GenBank genome assembly.